GUUUCUCCGGGUGGUCCAGAAUCAGGGUGAGUCCCUGACCUAAGCAGCACCAACGGCGUCCCAGGCGAUUGUGCGAUCCAGCCCGGACAACGUUGCCGCGGCACGCAAGAACGAGGUUGCCAUGGCCGAGGUGCUCAACCUGGACAGCAUCAUAUCCCGGCUGCUGGAGGUGCGCGGUGCCCGUCCGGGCAAGAAUGUCCAGUUGUCGGAGGGCGAGAUUCGCGGCCUGUGCCUGAAGUCCCGCGAGAUCCUGCUGGCCCAGCCGAUACUGCUGGAAUUGGAGGCACCGCUCAAGAUCUGCGGCGACAUCCAUGGCCAGUACUACGAUCUGUUGCGCCUGUUCGAGUACGGCGGCUAUCCGCCGGAGGCCAACUACUUGUUCCUCGGCGACUAUGUGGACAGGGGCAAGCAGUCGCUGGAGACCAUCUGCCUGCUGUUGGCCUACAAGAUCAAGUACUCGGAGAACUUCUUCCUGCUCCGUGGCAAUCACGAGUGUGCCAGCAUCAAUCGCAUUUAUGGAUUCUACGACGAGUGCAAGCGCCGCUAUACGAUCAAACUGUGGAAGACCUUCACCGAUUGCUUCAACUGCCUGCCGGUGGUGGCCAUUGUGGACGAGAAGAUCUUCUGCUGCCACGGCGGCCUCAGUCCGGACCUGACCUCCAUGGAGCAGAUCCGCCGCAUAAUGCGGCCCACGGAUGUGCCGGAUCAGGGGCUGCUCUGCGAUCUGCUGUGGUCCGAUCCGGACAAGGACACCAUCGGCUGGGGCGAGAACGAUCGCGGGGUGAGCUUCACCUUUGGCGCGGAGGUGGUGGGCAAGUUCCUGCAGAAGCACGACCUGGACCUGAUCUGCCGCGCCCAUCAGGUGGUCGAGGAUGGGUACGAGUUCUUUGCCAAGCGCCAGUUGGUCACCCUCUUCUCGGCGCCCAACUAUUGCGGCGAGUUCGACAAUGCCGGCGCCAUGAUGUCCGUGGACGACACGCUCAUGUGCUCCUUCCAGAUCCUCAAGCCCGUGGAGAAGCGCAAAAAGUAGAUCUCCGAAUUUGCAGACAUGUAUCACCACUAUAUCGCUAUCGUAACGCCACACUACACCACACAUACAGCUCCACUCCUGCACCUACUCCAACACACACUCCUACACCCA
This is a messenger RNA of Drosophila rhopaloa, 1141 nucleotides long. RefSeq names its product serine/threonine-protein phosphatase alpha-3 isoform (gene Pp1-13C). The transcript has a single exon. The record is from RefSeq and is a predicted model, not a curated record. NCBI's taxonomy places the organism in Eukaryota, Metazoa, Arthropoda, Insecta, Diptera, Drosophilidae. Gene Ontology annotation, cellular component: nucleus; cytoplasm. Gene Ontology annotation, molecular function: protein serine/threonine phosphatase activity. The coding region runs from base 122 to 1030 and encodes 302 amino acids.